This is a messenger RNA of Symbiodinium pilosum, 1791 nucleotides long. The record is from the annotation of a GenBank genome assembly. Lineage: Eukaryota; Dinophyceae; Suessiales; Symbiodiniaceae.
AUGCUGACUCUCAGCUUGAGGACAGCUUUGGACCCGCAUUUUCGUCAGCGGGCCAGCAAGCAGGAUGUAUUGCAAGCUGCUUCCGCAGUCAACCUGGAGGGUGGCGAGGUUGCGGCGCAUGUUCUUCUCACGCAAUUUGGCAGCUGCGAAACAUUGUCCCUUGUGGAGCUGUCGCCAGAAGCAGGUGUGUUGGUCUGCCGCUUCCGGCGCUUUCUCAACCAGUUUGGUACGAUGAGGAAGUUUCUCGAAGAGCUGCAAUUGGUGGGAAGCAACAUGGAAAUGAGCUUCAAGAACUUCACGGCAUUCUGUCGAAGGCAUGGGUUUGAUCCGGACAUGGAGGAAGUACGUGAGAUUUUCAGCCUAUGCAGCAACGGCAAGGACCACCUAUUGCCGGAAGACUUCCUGUUCUUGGAGUUGGAUGAAGAUGUACGACAGCAAGAAUUCGUCAGACAGACGCAGCUGAAGUUCGCAAAGGAGGACGUACAUCAAGCUUUUCUCGCGGAAACGUACAACGCAGACCGUGGGCGUGGGGUUUCAAAUCGACAUCGCCUGGCUCCGCGUCCGUGGCACGACCGUGCCUUUGAGACGUUGCCGCAGGUGAUAUCACGAAGAAACCAGUCCUGGUUCCACGAACGAAGGAGCAAGAACGCAGAGGCCCGGCAACAUUUCCUGACCUACAUCCGAACGAACUAUGGUUCAGAGGUGCGGGCUUGGAGAAAGGCCCUGGACCCUGAUGCCACCUUCCAGCUCACCCUUUCAACCUUCAAGAGAUGGUUCCGCAACGAGACGAACCUUCGUGAGUGCAUCGACCUGCAGACGCUGUGGCGGGCUCUUGACCGGGAUGGCAGCGGUUGCCUGGGAAUGGAGGAGCUUGCACCACAGGCAGCAGCAACACUGAGCUACUUCAGAAAGUGGCUUCGAGGAAGACUGGGCACAUGUGCUUCAGCAUGGGAGCACGAGGCGGUGGAAGAGGCUUUCUCCAGCUUGCAUGCUGACGGCUGGGUGUCGAGGACCAAGCUGCUCGUCAAUGCGUUCGCCAAGGCUGUCAAGCAACUUGGUUGGCGACCGAUACUGAAUCAUGACACGCGAGCUGCUUUGCUUGCUUCGUUGGACUACUUUGGCUGCGGCUUCCUGUCUCGCUCAGAUCUGGAAUGGUUGGACGCCUGGGAGCCGCCCGAGUGGUUAUACUCGCAGCCGGAUGCUGAAGCCUGGGUGCAGCUCCGGCGUCUUAUCAAUGGGAGGUUCGAACAUCCACUUGCUGCUUGGCGUGGUCUUCUGGAUCGAGAUGACUCCAACAGCGUGUCUUGGAACGAGUUCAAGGAGGCUUGCAGGAAAGUGGGCUUUCAAGGCAACAUGGGCGGUGCCUGGCGGGCGCUGGAUCACGAUUUGUCAGGCACCAUAACCUUGAGGGAGUUCGAUGCGGCCAGCGCCAAAAUUCUGACAUCUUUCAAGGCUUGGUGUGAUUCACAUUACGGCUCUUUCGAACACCUCUUCAAGUCCAUGGACAAGGAUCGGAGUGGAGGAGUCUCGUUUUCGGAGUUGCGGCGUGCCUGCAAAAACGGUGGUUGGAAAGGCAACGUCCACAUCCUCUUUAAGUGCCUGGAUGUGGACAGUGGUGAUGGUCAAAAGACAAUCGAGCUGGAAGAGCUGCAGUUUUUGGAUUCUUGGGACCCGCUUGAAGAUGAGCCCUUGGAGGCGCAGGAGCAGAGCCAGGUUCUUAUGGAGCGCAAGUUGCCUGCUCGGAGAUCACAGCUUUCGAGAUCAUCCCCGGUCUUGCCAAAGCUGGUCUGA